AUGCCCUAUUCCAUUACCAUCGAUCCCAUAGAUGGGAAACCUGGCAAACCAGGCCAAGUUUACUACCCCCUCGCUCUCAAGACCGUUCCCAUCCCAACCCCACAAGGCAGCGAACUCCUCAUAAAGCUAACGGCUGCUGCUCUUAAUCAUCGAGACCUUUUCCUCCGCCAACACCUGUACCCGGGAGUAACUUUUGGUGUACCUCUGCUAGCGGACGGAGUCGGCAUCGUAAUCUCCACUGGCCCAGACGUCAAUGAGCCUCAAUCAUGGCUCGGAAAGCGAGUUAUUCUGAACCCGGGAACCGGCUGGGAUGAUUCAGAGGAAGGCCCCGAGUCUCCAACGGGAUACUCAAUCAUGGGCGGAACAAAGUUCAAUCCUAAGGGAACACUGCAGGAAUAUGUCACGCUUGACAUAGGUGAGGUUAUAGAGGCACCUACGCACUUGACGGAUGCGGAGGCAGCGGCGUUGCCGCUGGCGGGCCUCACGGGAUGGCGAGCGCUGGUGACGAAGGCCGGAGCGAAGAACUCGAGCAAGGGGGCUGCCAUUGUGAUCACCGGCAUCGGCGGUGGAGUUGCACUGAUGGUACUAAAGUUCGCUGUUGCGAGGGGUGUGCAUGUGAUUGUGACGAGCGCGAGCGAGGAGAAGAUUAAGAUGGCUGUGGCGCUGGGAGCUAAGGGGGGAGUAAACUACAAGGACAAUGAGUGGGAAAAGAAGGCAUUGGCGUUGCUGCCGCCUGGCAAGAAGAAUUUCGACGCUAUUAUUGAUGGCGCCGGCGGUAAUUCGAUUGAGAAAGGGGUUAAGUUGCUGAAGGCUGGCGGCGUGAUCUCCGUAUACGGCAUGACCGUCUCGCCUAAGAUGCCAUUCAUCACUCCUGCAUUCCUCAGAAACAUUGAAGUCAAGGGAUCGACUAUGGGGUCUCGGAAGGAAUUCAGGCAAAUGAUAGCUUUUGUCAAUGAACACAAGAUCAAGCCUAUUAUUUCUCGCGUUGUACAGGGAAUUGAUAAUAUCAAGGCCAUUGACGGGCUGUUCGAUGAUAUGAAGAAUGCAAGCCAGUUUGGCAAAUUGGUUAUCGAGAUUGGAAGCACUGGUGAUAGUAAGUUGUGA
Paracoccidioides brasiliensis Pb18 is the source of this 1104-nucleotide messenger RNA. RefSeq lists its product as uncharacterized. The coding region runs from base 1 to 1104 and encodes 367 amino acids. The transcript is spliced from 2 exons. Gene Ontology annotation, molecular function: oxidoreductase activity. The record is from RefSeq and is a predicted model, not a curated record.